Messenger RNA from Ixodes scapularis (black-legged tick), 1132 nucleotides. RefSeq names its product phosphomevalonate kinase. Gene Ontology annotation, cellular component: cytoplasm. The transcript has 5 exons. Gene Ontology annotation, biological process: cholesterol biosynthetic process; isopentenyl diphosphate biosynthetic process, mevalonate pathway. Bases 346 to 930 code for a protein of 194 amino acids. The record is from RefSeq and is a predicted model, not a curated record. NCBI's taxonomy places the organism in Eukaryota, Metazoa, Arthropoda, Arachnida, Ixodida, Ixodidae. Gene Ontology annotation, molecular function: phosphomevalonate kinase activity.
UCGUUAGAACACGGUUCACAGCUUAUGACGUCACUGACGUUACCUCGGCAGUUUACGAUCAAUCGAACGCGCAGCACACACGCUGCUGCCUGCUGCCGUCUUGUGGGCGGCAGAAGCGGAAUUAGGCCAGAGGAAAAGGACUCGGCGUCGAAGGGAGCGUGUAAAUACUGUGGAUCAGAAACGAUCCGCUAUUCGCUAAAUGCUCCAGUGUAAAGAACGAGCCGGUGUAGCGACCGACGUUGACUGGUGACUUCGCGUCGACGAGCCGGGUGGUGGACUUCACCGCAAUGCUGGCAUGUUGUACGGAGGGGCAAACUUGACGACUGCAGGUUCGGCCACGGAGCAAUGGCGGAGAAAAAACCCCAGCUGAUCCUUGUGUUCAGUGGCAAGAGAAAAUCUGGCAAGGACUACAUUACGGAGACCCUUAGGAAAAGAAUCGGAGAUGACAAGUGCACCAUCCUGCGACUGUCGGAGCCCAUCAAGGCAGCUUAUGCCAAGGACCACAACCUGGACUACAACCGGUUGAUGGAUUCCUCGGACUACAAGGAGGUGUACCGUGCCCAGAUGGUGUCCUGGGGCGAAGCGAAGCGCAAUGCGGAUGCGACGUUCUUCUGUCGGCUGGCCGUCCAGCGAAGCAGCGGAUGGGAGUACCCCGUGUGGAUUGUGAGCGACGCCAGGCGGGAGACGGACAUAGACUUCUUCCGCGAGAGCUUCCCGUGCCCUACCCUGGCAGUCCGCGUGAGAGCGCCGGAAGCAACGCGGAGGAACAGGGGCUGGGUUCACACCCCAGGAAUCGACGACGCAACGACCGAAUGUGGCCUGGACCACGUGACCAAAUGGGACUUCGUCCUAGCCAACGACGACGGAGACGACUUGGAAGCUCAACUCCAAGCCGUUCUGCGAGCCAUUCACGAAAGGUGUUCACUGUAACGAGUUGUGCAUGGCAGCUUCUUGCUAUAUUUACACUUCGCAUUUGCUGUUGGAUCAACGUUCUGUGCCAAGGUUGUUUUGGGGGUCUUUACUCUCAAAAUGGGCGUUAAUAUCUGCGGAGACAAUCGGUGUUGUACGUCUUGAGAAGCUUUACUCGCCGAAGGUGUGCUUUCUGAAUAAAACACUUUUUUUCUUAAAAAAA